Messenger RNA from Nematocida major, 819 nucleotides. RefSeq lists its product as uncharacterized. Gene Ontology annotation, molecular function: GTPase activator activity. The coding region runs from base 1 to 819 and encodes 272 amino acids. The record is from RefSeq and is a predicted model, not a curated record. The transcript has a single exon. Gene Ontology annotation, biological process: COPI coating of Golgi vesicle. Lineage: Eukaryota; Fungi; Microsporidia.
AUGCCAGACACAAAAGACACUCUAGGCCUCAAGGAAAUAAUUUCCAGCACGCCAGAAAAUAAGAAAUGCAUAGACUGCGGGAUGGCCAGGCCCCAGUGGGCCUCUACAACCUACGGCGUGUUUCUCUGUCUGAACUGCGCAGGAAGCCAUCGUUCGUACGGCGUGAAAGUGAGCAUGGUGAAAAGCAUGAGCAUGGACGUGUGGAGCUCGGCGGAGAAGAAAAAGAUGGAGGUUGGGGGAAACGCCCGUUUUUUAGAGCACAUUAGGAAGCACGGGCUCGAAAGCCUGCCCAAAGGCGAGCUGUACGGAAACAGCGCGGUGCAAGAGUACGGAAAGGCUCUCAAAGAAAAAGUCGACGCAAUAUUCCCGGAGAGCAGGGCCGCAAAGAGCUCGCACGCGCCCAGAGAGAGGAGAAAGGUGCAUAGCACGCCGUCGCCCCUGGAAGUGGACGUUAAAAAAGCAACAGAAAAAGAGACUUUUGACACAGGCAGCUAUGUAAACAUGUACAACCAAGCUGCGUCUUCUGUGAGGCCCACGCUGGAAAGCAUCCAAUCAGGACUAACAGAGGCCUUUGGAAAGGCAGCCGGAUACUUCUACUCUGCCUCUAGCACGAUUUCAGAGCAGAUUUCCGAAAAAGUGCUGGCUCCUGCGUCUGCAGCUAUCAAAGAGCGAGGGCUCCAGCUGUCCGAGUAUGUGAAGGGGAAAGACACCAACCGGCGAGCAGCCUCAAAGGGCGCAGAAAAGGAAGCUAGGCAGAAAAAGCCCGCUGACGCCCCGCUAGCCGGGAAGCCAAAGGCUUCUUUUGACAAAUGGGAUUAG